This is a messenger RNA of Rhagoletis zephyria (snowberry fruit fly), 3009 nucleotides long. RefSeq lists its product as uncharacterized. NCBI's taxonomy places the organism in Eukaryota, Metazoa, Arthropoda, Insecta, Diptera, Tephritidae. The record is from RefSeq and is a predicted model, not a curated record.
CAAAACAGGCAAAUUCAUUAACUCAUACACAUAGCAAUUUUAAUUCUUAUGUGCAGAUGAGGAGUUCGUAAUUUAAAUGAUGCAACUAUUCGAACACUAGUUCUGUCAGUUUUAACGCAUCUGUUUCGUUGAGGAUGACACAACUGCGCGUAUGCUUAUUUUCGCGCAGGGAUGAUCAUCACUGUACAAAUGGGAUGAGUAAAGAAUUAUGUUUUUGAGACAAGUGUGCUGUUCGUGCGCUAGGAUCGUGUAAAUAGUAGAUAUGUAUGUGUGUGAUGUGUGCUAGCAGGAGAAAACGAAUGAACUGUCGCUUUGGUGUGCGGUCGUAGGUUCUUCGUAAGAAUAUCGUCAUCGAGUACACAUCAAACAACGUUCAGUACAUUUUUUUGGUUUUGAUUCGAAUAAAAAGUGAAAACGAGUUUUAAAUACGUGUAAGCUAUUGGUAAUUUAUAAAAAAGAACACUGUCCGCUGCGGAAAGGAAAUUUGCCGCGUUGUUGCUAGCACAAAAUUGUGAAAAUAUAAUUAAAUAAAAAGGGGCAUACUAUGAAAAUAGGAAGGGCGCUAUGAUUAUGUUUGUUCCCGAAAUUCGGUGAUUGUUGCUUCGGCCGCAAAUUUAAAAAAUUUUCUUCCAUAUAACGAAUAAAGACAAUGUAGUGCGUCCGAACCACACGUAGCACAUGCGGUUCAUAUUGCUGAGUCGACGUGCUUGUUGUGACCUUCCUGUGUGGCAUACUUACCAGUGCACUUGAUGCCACAUGCGGAACACUCGUCACGGCUGACACUAUCGUUUAGCGUACGGCGCCGCAUGAGGUAAACUUGCUUGAUGCUUGCUAUUGCAAGAGCAGGAUCAGGUUACCGAGCACACAUACAUAUGUGGGUCAGCGCACAUGUACAUAAACAUGUCAAUGCAAAAUAGUAAGUAAGCAUUUUGAUUAGAAGUAGGGGAAAUAGGGAGUGGCCAAUGUUGUGAUUGGUCACUCAUAGAAAUAAGAAUUUAUAUUGUAAACAUAUAAAAGACGGCGUUAAAGAGUUUUAUUUCAAGAGUCAAAGAUCAUGCAUUUUAAUGCAUGCGCAAAAGCAGCUAGAGAGCUAAGAGAAUACUUAAAGCUAGGUUAAACUGUAUUAGUUUACUAACACUUUACAACAAUUUCUUUUUAUAUGGAAGAAACCCGCAACACCUUCGGCGUCCAGUGCAGAUGGUGUGCAUAUUGCCGGUAGAGCCGAUCAACACAGAACAGAGCUGAAGGAGCAUUAGAAUUAGGAAUGGCACAACUGCGCAUAUGCUUAUUUUCGCACAGGGAUGAUUAUAUCGUAUGAUAUAACAUACAUAUUCAUACAUAUACUCCCCCUCCAGAAAACAUCUCAACCACCAGUUGCACAGCCAAAGGUUGAUGAAAAAAGGUUAGUAAUGACUAUGAAGCAGGCUAGUUUGAUAGCAUCAACAACCAUGGUUUCAUUUUCUUCAAUUGGAUUACUAAAAGGUCAUAUAUUACUGAUACCACUAGCAGGUGCCAUAUUCUCCAAAGAUGGCAUGGACAACAUAUACAAAGAUAUGUUUACAGAAAAGAUAAAUGAUCUAACGAAGGGUGCCUUGAUAGCAUCCAUAAACCAGAGUUGUCAGAGCGGCGGACAUUCGUUGGCUUAUAGCAAAUGUCAUAUUGCUAUUUGUGCUGCUUUAAUAGCAACAAGAAUGAUGAAAGAUAGAUCUGUUGCUAACAAUAUAGUAUGUAAAACAUACAAACAGUAUGCUGCUGCUGGCAAACCAUAUGAUCCAGCAAAAUUCCAAGUAUUUGCCAAAUAUGCUACAGGUGGAAUUCCAGAAACAUUUAACCUCAACUCAUUAAUGGAUGAGCUAGUUAACAUACAAAAGUUAAGUGCAAGAAACCGAAUUGCCAUUGAAGAAAAUAAUAGAGCCAUUAUAUACACAUGCAGCUCAAAUGAAACUACACAAGAAAAGGCCAAAGUUACAGGAGAACAGACACCAACUGGAAGUUCUGAAAGCCAAUGAUGAUACUCAGGAACACCAACAAACACGUAUUUAAGUUCUGGUCCUGAAACUUUAGAAUUAGAAACUGAAAUAGAGUUAAGUGAUGUAGAUUCAAACGAAUGUUGCUGUACUGACGAAGAAAAUGAAAAUUUAGUUCCUAAGUUAGUAGAAGACGAAUUAUUUCUUAAGUUGAAUAAAUUAUCAGCAUUAAUUUUAAAGAAUACAAAUAUUAAUUUUACUGUUGAUGAACUAUUGUACUUAUUCAAUUUUAAGCCUAUUAUUAGAUUGGUUACUUUAGAUUUAUCUGUUAACAAAUGGUUAUCUAAGCAUCGUUGUUAUAAAAAUCAAUAUAAGAGGCUAAGGCUGUUGCGAAAACACAGUCUUAAAAUAUCAAAAUUAACAACAGCUUUUGUAACAGCCUUAAUGUUAAUUGAAUCAAAUAAUCAAACAGAUGAUUAUAUAAAUAGGUUUAGUUCUUGUUUUACCUUAAGCUACAAAACUCCCAGAAUAUCUUGGAAUGUGUGAUAACACCAAUAACUAGAGGGAAAAAUGUCAAGUACUAAUCUAGUGAGGUUUAGUUAUCAUAUUAUUAGAUGCAUUCCUGACUAGUUUUAAUAAAAUAGUUUAAAGUUUUGUUUUAAGUUAAUAUAAGGUUGACCAUUUUCCUUGGUAAUGAAUCUGAACUUCCAAACUUUGUCUCCAUCUGAUUUCUUAAUCCUUCGAGACUCUGGUCCAACCUUAAAAAGAACAUCAAUAGGAAAUUGUAAGGACAUUGAUGUUUUGUCCCAUUCGAGUGUCUCAUUAUAAUCUGGACAUAACUUCAAAAACUCAAUUUCUAGACUUUUGAAAUCAAAUUGUGUUCCUGAUAUAAUUGAUGCACCAUCUUGUGGCGAAAUGCCAAACAUUACUGCAUCAUGUAUACAAUCAAAUGAUUGUAUUAUUUUGAGGGCUUUUGCCCUUUUUUUUUAAUUUUGCACAAGGUUUGAAACUUUUAUUUUUGGGGUUUUUGUUGUAGAAUUAA